Messenger RNA from Truncatella angustata, 666 nucleotides. RefSeq lists its product as uncharacterized. The transcript has 2 exons. Lineage: Eukaryota; Fungi; Ascomycota; Sordariomycetes; Amphisphaeriales; Sporocadaceae. Gene Ontology annotation, cellular component: cytoplasm. Gene Ontology annotation, biological process: N-acetylglucosamine metabolic process. The record is from RefSeq and is a predicted model, not a curated record. Bases 1 to 666 code for a protein of 221 amino acids.
AUGGGCAGUCUAAGCGAUCUACCGUAUUGGCAUGUCAACGUACCAGAGGCAGAGAGGACAAUAGAAUGCCCUGAAUUUCUCCGCAAUCUCAGCCUCAAAGAUGAGCGUGUCAUCAGUACCCCUGAUGACCAAUGCCAUGUUCUUACUUGGGCAGAAGUCCAGAAAAUCGUCGCUGAAAAUCGCCUCGACGCUUUCCAGAGACUACCAUCCGAUUUAAGGAGAUACCUGUGCUUCAAUUGGAAGCUGAAGCAAGACUAUGGCAGCGUGAUGAACUUUGUUCUGAAUGAACGGCUCGGAUGGCAGGUUCCGAUGGUUCCUAAAGGCAGGCCCUUUGAGUUCGACGAAGACAUCAAGACUUUAUGGAACGACUGGCCUUAUGGUCUUGACAAGAGGAUAGUACAUCUUGUCGUGUGGACGAAGUUUGAGCUGGAGGAUGAUCCCGCGACUGACGACCUUACCGAUAAAGCAAGAAAGGAAAUUGAUGAUUAUGUUUCACGAAGCUUUGGGUCGAAGUUAUCAAAAGACAACUAUGUUUGGUUCAAAAACUGGAAGUCCAUCAAGUCAGUACACGCUGUCGAACACUUCCACGUCAUGCUGUUCGAUCCGGAUCCCGAAUUUAUUGACGACAUCACAAAUGGUGAUGUACCACUUGUCCGAAAGGUUUGA